AAAUCAAGAAAUCUUGAAAAACCGAUGAUGGAGGGACGAGAUGAUUAAUCAAAGGAGGUGGUGAUUCCGAUAACCCCCCCAAAAAAAAGUUUUCACGAUCAGCUAAAGACACCGAGUAGCAUCUCCGAUUGCAUCCGAUCCACCGGAAAAUGGUCAUGCGACGAGGCAGCAGAGCAAAGGCCGCCGCUGCCGCCGGAGUACCGAUCGGAUCAAGACCGGAGGUGGUGGCGGUGGCUCAGCAACCAGACAACAACGAGCCACGGUACCGUGGGGUUCGAAAACGACCAUGGGGUCGGUUCGCGGCCGAGAUCCGUGACCCAUGGAAGAAAGCUCGGGUCUGGUUGGGAACCUUCGACUCGGCGGAGGACGCUGCACGUGCCUACGACGCCGCCGCACGUUCCCUCCGCGGAUCCAAGGCCAAAACCAAUUUUCCAUUUUUACCCCUACCUGAAAACGAAAUCCACGAUCGGACCACCGGCGAUCAUUUGAAAAACCAACAUCAAAACUUCUAUGAUCUUCAAUCGGUUAACAAUAAGUGUCGGCCGACGAUGAGCAGUCUGAGCAGCACCGUCGAAUCGACUAGCGGACCACGGCCGCCGCCGCCGCCGCCGCCAUCGAAUCCCAUUAGAACAACCCACCAUCGAUUAAAACCGCCGCCGGUUCCUCACGACGACGACGAUUGCCACAGCAAUUGCGACUCAUCAUCUUCGGUGGUUGACGAUCAUUAUCACGACGCCGAUCUCGCGUCAUCUUCCCGCAAACCAUUGCCGUUCGAUCUCAACCUCCCUCCACCACCGCCGGUGGACGGAAUCGGAUUUCCUUCUAACCCCAAUGAUGAUUUAUACGUCACCGAACUCUGCUUAUAAAUUCCCGACGAUCUUUACGACGAUGAUGAGAGAUCUUACUGGCUGUUCGCUGGAUCUAUGUUCCAAAACUUUCUUGUUUUUCCAAGAACAUCAUCAUCUGAUUUCAAGAUGCGAAAUUUCUGGUAAAUUUCUUGAAAAUCUUGGUUUGUUUAGAUUGUUGUUAUCGAUGAUGAUGAUGAUAUCUGUAGAUUAGUGUGAUUUGAGGUCACUUUUCGAUCUGGGUUCUGCUUCAAAUCUGUGAUAUUGAAGAUUUUAGUAUAGAUCGUUGUUAAUUUUACAGAGAAUCAUGAACUUAUAAGUGUAUUUCAUGAAGAACAAAAAACCCCCCCAAUUUGGAUUAUGAUCUUGAUCUUGAGUUUUCUUUUCAUCUCCUGAUCCGAUGAUCUUCUCCCUUUGCCCAAUUUUUCUGUAUAAAUUAUAAAUAAA
This is a messenger RNA of Cynara cardunculus var. scolymus (artichoke), 1292 nucleotides long. Its product is annotated as ethylene-responsive transcription factor 3-like. The transcript has a single exon. Gene Ontology annotation, molecular function: DNA-binding transcription factor activity; DNA binding. Bases 150 to 866 code for a protein of 238 amino acids. Gene Ontology annotation, biological process: regulation of DNA-templated transcription. Lineage: Eukaryota; Viridiplantae; Streptophyta; Magnoliopsida; Asterales; Asteraceae. The record is from RefSeq and is a predicted model, not a curated record.